Molecule: messenger RNA, 2508 nt
Organism: Hydractinia symbiolongicarpus
Lineage: Eukaryota; Metazoa; Cnidaria; Hydrozoa; Anthoathecata; Hydractiniidae
Product: methylmalonyl-CoA mutase, mitochondrial-like
Exons: 20
Coding region: 83-2323 (746 amino acids)
Cellular component (GO): mitochondrion
Molecular function (GO): cobalamin binding; metal ion binding; methylmalonyl-CoA mutase activity
Source: RefSeq, a predicted model, not a curated record
CUGAAUUUCCGUCAGAUUUUUCCACUCAACAUUUAUUUUUUUUAUUUUUUUAAAAAUUUGAAACAGGCUAGAAUAAUUACCAAUGUUAUCCGCAAGGGCUGCUCUGUUGUCUGGAAGAACAACAGCUCAAGUUUACGCAUCAAGUUGUAGAUUGAUACAUAGAUAUCCACUAAAUCCAGAAUGGGCCGAGAAAGCUAAAAAAGAAUUGAAGGGAGUUGAUCCAGAGGAAAAGCUGACAUGGAAAACACCUGAGGGAAUCAAUAUAAAACCAUUAUACACAAGCCAAGAUACUGCAAAUAUUGAAGACGAAAUUCCUGGAAAAUACCCAUACACACGAGGUCCCUAUGCAACUAUGUAUACAUUUCGUCCAUGGACCAUAAGACAGUAUGCAGGAUUCAGCACUGUGGAAGAGAGCAACAAGUUUUAUCGAAAAAACAUAGCUGCUGGACAACAAGGUCUUAGUGUAGCAUUUGAUUUAGCCACUCACCGUGGCUAUGAUUCAGAUAAUCCUAGAGUACAUGGUGAUGUGGGUAUGGCUGGAGUGGCAGUUGACUCUGUUGAGGAUAUGAAGGCAUUAUUUGAUGGUAUACCAUUGGACAAAAUGAGUGUUUCCAUGACGAUGAAUGGUGCUGUGUUACCAGUGCUUGCAAUGUAUGUUGUUGCUGCUGAAGAACAGGGUGUCAGCCAGGACAAAUUAACGGGUACUAUACAAAAUGAUAUUUUAAAGGAAUUUAUGGUGAGAAAUACCUACAUAUAUCCUCCAGAACCGUCCAUGAAAAUUAUUGGUGAUAUAUUUUCAUAUACAGCUCAGAACAUGCCUCGCUACAACAGUAUAUCUAUAUCAGGUUAUCACAUGCAAGAAGCUGGUGCCGAUGCUGUGUUAGAAACAGCUUUCACGAUUGCUGAUGGCUUGGAGUAUUGCAACACUGGUAUAAAGUCUGGUCUUAACAUUGACAACUUUGCACCACGUUUGUCUUUCUUCUGGGGUGUUGGGAUGAACUUCUAUAUGGAGAUCGCUAAAUUUCGUGCUGCUCGAAAACUCUGGGCCACCUUGAUAAAAGAAAAGUUUAAUCCAAAGAAUACCAAAUCACUUUUACUUCGCACCCACUCGCAGACAUCUGGAUGGUCCCUAACUGAGCAAGAUCCAUACAACAAUGUGGUACGUACAGCGAUCGAAGCCAUGGCUGCAGUGUUUGGUGGGACGCAGUCAUUACACACGAAUUCUUUUGAUGAAGCACUUGCGUUACCAUCAGAAUUCAGUGCACGCAUUGCACGUAACACGCAGAUCAUCUUGCAAGAAGAGUCGGGAAUAACUAAGGUUGCAGAUCCGUGGGGCGGUUCCUAUAUGAUGGAAAGUCUAACUGAUGAAGUGUACGAUGCUGCCAGAAAAAUAAUUGACGAGAUUGAAGAGAUGGGAGGUAUGGCUAAGGCAGUGGCUUCUGGGAUGCCGAAAUUGAGAAUUGAAGAAAGUGCUGCUAAAAGACAAGCAAGAAUAGAUUCCAAUCAAGAAACGAUUGUGGGAGUUAAUAAAUACAAAUUGUUGAAAGAAGAUGAAGUGGAUGUAUUGAUUGUUGACAAUAGCAAAGUUCGUGAAAGCCAAAUCGCGAAAAUAAAUCAAAUUAAAAGCACAAGAGACAGCACAAAGGCUACAGAAGCACUGAAAGCUUUAACUGAAUGUGCGUUUAGUGGUGAAGGAAACCUGAUGGCGUUGACUAUAAAUGCGUCACGUGCUCGUUGUACAGUCGGUGAAAUAUCAGAUGCAAUGGAGGAGGCUUUUAAACGUCAUGUCGCUACUGGUAGAAUGGUCAGUGGUGCUUAUAAAUCAGAAUAUGGGUCGAACAAAGAAAUCGACAAUGUCAUUAAGAGAGUCGAGUCGUUCAAAGAUCAAGUUGGACGUCGACCUCGUAUAAUGGUGGCCAAGAUGGGUCAGGACGGUCACGAUCGUGGCGCGAAAGUGAUUGCUACCGGAUUUUCUGAUCUCGGCUUUGAUGUGGAUGUUGGUCCAUUAUUCCAGACACCAAGUGAGGUGGCGCAGCAAGCUGUUGAUUCCGAUGUACACGCAGUUGGUGCAAGUACGCAAGCUGCUGGUCAUAAAACCUUAGUUCCAGAGCUAGUGCGAUGCUUAAAAGAGCUGGGACGAGAAGAUAUCGUGGUUGUGUGCGGUGGUGUAAUUCCUCCGCAAGAUCACCAAUACUUGUACGAGAAAGGCGUGACCAGUAUAUUUGGACCAGGGACACGAAUACCUGAAGCGGCAUACAAAAUGAUGGACGACAUUGAAAUCAAUCUUAAAUUAAUAGAUCCACCAAAACAGUCAACAUCUUAAUAACUACAACCACCCUGAAUUCUUGAAAUUACAAAAACCUUUAUUCGAGGGGAAACGUUGGAAGAAAACGAUGAAGCUAUUGUAUUUGAGAAAUCUUGCGAAAUCUUUAUAAUAAAUUUAAACAAUUUGCUUAUCCUGGGAACAUGUUUUUUUAUUUAUACCAGCUCGGUACAAUGCUGGUAAAA